Molecule: messenger RNA, 3159 nt
Organism: Symbiodinium sp. CCMP2592
Lineage: Eukaryota; Dinophyceae; Suessiales; Symbiodiniaceae
Source: the annotation of a GenBank genome assembly
AUGGCGUCUACCGAGUCUGGAGCAGAUGUUCCUACUUCAUACUACAACGCUCCAGCUAGUGAACCGAUGCCAGCAGAUCCUGUUGAUCAGAGGGCCGACUGGAGUUGGGAUUCUUCAGAUUGGCGCUGGGGAGAUCAAUGGGCAAUAGGGAAGUGGUAUCGUCCUUAUGACUACUACUAUCACGACCACUGGUCUUGGGGUUCAAGGGCCGAGUGGAACAACAGUUCUUUUGAGUCUUCUCGUGGUUCUCAAGGGGAAGGCGAUGGCGAUCACGGCUCGGGUCCUCGCUCAGAUGAUUAUCCUGCUCAUGAGGCGGCAGGCAACGACGGCGAGGCGCAGAGCAACAGGAGGGGCUCUUGGAAUUCUUCAGGGACCGGGACCGGGGAUGCAUCUACGAGGGCGACUUCGGGAGGUGUUAGUGCGGACCAGGGUGCCCCCGCGAACAAGGGCUCGUUCAGUGAAAAGAUGGCGGUUCCCAGUUUUGAUGCUAGCAGUACAGGUGACGAGUUGGGUGUGAGCGCUCGCUCAUACCUGAGGCAAGUCGAUGCCUGGGUGAAAGUCACUCGGACUCCCAAGGGGCAACAGGCGUUGCUUCUGUAUCAGCACUUGUCCGGCCGUGCUUGGGUUGAAUCAGAAGAGCUCAGUGUAGAUGCUCUAGCUGGCGAGACUGGAUUGAAGGUGCUUUGGGAUUGGAUUCAAGAGCGCUACCAGGAGGUUGAGGUUUCGAAGAUUGCGGAGAGCCUUACAGCAUUCUUCAGACGUCUCAAGAGGCAGCCUGGACAGACUAUUCGCGAAUUCAACUCGGCAUUCGACAGGAGCCAUUCUCGACUUCUGGAGAUAGAUUGUCGUCUACCGGAAGUUGCCAAGGCAUGGGCCUACUUGAGCGCAUUGAGCUUGAGCAGUUCGGAAGAGCUGGCGUUGCUUGCUUCGGUUGGUAAUGACUACAACACGUCGAAGCUCCAUCGGGCAGCAGUGUUACAUGAGAAAUCGCUUCGCCAACCAUGGCAACCUCGGAAAGGAUUCGGAUCUGAAGGAAAAGGGGUUUAUAAGGCUACCUACUUGACGGGGAUCGGGGAGGUUGAUGAAGAUGAUGACGAGAUCCCCCCGGACGGUGAUGAAUCUAUGGCCGAGGAAGAAGCGAUCCUCCUGCACGAAGCCUUCGUUGCACAAGAAACGGCCAAAUCCAAAUACCGAGAAGUCGCAAAGGCCCGCGGCGUGGAUCCUAGAGUCAUGAAAGACAACCGAAAGGCAUCAGAGAGCAGCGACAAGGCCAUCGAGGACCGCCUCGCACAGGCUAAGGCACGCUCCUUUUGCGCCGAUCAGCAGGCCCAUGUGACAUCGAUUGCUGAAGAAGGCUCGGUGGGCUCAGUGGUUCAGGUCGCUUACGAGGUGGGCGAUCUCGGAGGCGGCAAGCUCCUGGCAAUCACAGACACCGCAUGCAGUAAGACUGUUACGGGUCAGAAGUGGCUUGAGGACUACUUGAGGCUGGCGAAGGCUUCCGGGAUCGAGACACAAUUCCUCAACGCCCAAGAUGACUUUCGAUUCGGGGCAUCUAGGCUCUUCAAGGCCACGUAUACCGCAUCGAUUGUGAUGGAGGUCAACGGUAAGCACUUCGUUGUCAGAGCAUCUGUUGUUGACGGAGAAGUCCCACUCCUCCUCAGUAGAAGGGCCUUGAGCAAACUCGGCAUGAUCUAUGACAUCGAGAACCACACUGCUAGGUUCAAGCACCUGGGGAUUGAUCCCUUCAGACUCCUUACGACCGACAACGGCCAUCCUGCCAUCCAGGUGAACCCUAGCGCUUUUGCGGGUCAGAAACUCCCGUCUCCCCAACACUGGGAGGAUGACGAAGUGCAGCUCCUUUCGAUGAGUGCGCAAUACAUGACUCACUCGGUUUGCAUGACUUCUGAGAUUGCACCUCCAGAUCAACGUGAAACGGUCACAACUAAGAGCAACAAGUUCCCUCGCGAAGGACCGCUGCGCCAGCUUGCACCACAGAUCUUCUACCCGAAGAAGAUAGAUGCUACGGUGCGAAAUAUGUUGUGUGCGACCCCUCUGAAUUCAGAUCUCUUCGCCGCUUGGUGGGGUCGGACUCCGAUUUCAAAGGACUUCUGGAUCGAGACGGCUAGUGCUUUGAUUCGGGUUCACGUUGUCCCAAGACGAGGUUUCUUCGAUCCGACACAGUGGUCUACACACCAGGAGAAUGUCAAGCAGGAGUUACUUCGUGCCAUUGGUGAAGUUAGGAGCACUUCAGCCGUGUCAUGCGGUAGUCUCCAUGCAAUGCAACAAAUUCACGAUGCGUGGAGAUCAGACUCGAACACCAGCCAUCCGGUGCUUUGGAUCGGGAGAACCAUCUUUUCUAGAGCUUCGGGUAGCGAGCCUGCGGCCUCCUCUCCCCCUAGUGCGAAGCAUAGCUCCACCGACAAUGUCAUCAUCCUCGACUCCCACGGAGAAUGUGUGGCACAUGACAAAGGCACAGCUCCUCUCGAAGGCGACGGCGAUGAACAUUACAGCACACCCCAGCUGGAGCACAGGAGAGCUGCGGCAGUUGAUUCAGGAAAAGAAGAGAGAGAUGGGGGACACGUCGUCUGUCCCCAAGGGACUUUCUUCGAUGAACAAAUCCCAACUGCUCGAACAGUUCCGGAGGGGGCGACCAAUGGGCUCCUCGCGCUCAAGAUUCGAGACUCUUGUACGAAACACAAGGGCGACGCCAUUGUGGCGUUCGGACGACACAAAGGGAAGCUCUUCAAAGAAGUACCACAGAGCUAUCUCGAGCGGGCAGUCAAGGAGGUUCGACAGCGAGGUCCAGACGGGUCGAGUGCGGAUCUUGUGAGCCUGAGUAUCUAUGCGAAUCAGGUGCUCCAGAAGACGAAUCCCAUCACCGAGGAUCCCGAGGAGAAUGCUUUGGUUCCCAUUCCUCUGGAGAGCUCUUCGGCAUCAUCGUGGAGCGAGGUGUGGAGCGAGCUGACGCCGGCGGCCAAGGGGAUGAAUCGGAAAGUGGAUACGGAGAGGGCUCCUUCUUCCAAGAGAACACCGGAUCAGGGCAACCAUGGGGAGACCGAGGCGGAGAAGAUGAUCCAGGAUGUGCCCCCGGGCGUGAAGGCAGAGGUGGAGGAGCUGAUGGCGCGACUGGCCUCGUUGCGCGACAAGUACAACAUCUGA